Messenger RNA from Cicer arietinum (chickpea), 1109 nucleotides. RefSeq lists its product as uncharacterized. The record is from RefSeq and is a predicted model, not a curated record. NCBI's taxonomy places the organism in Eukaryota, Viridiplantae, Streptophyta, Magnoliopsida, Fabales, Fabaceae.
CCACCUUCCAAAAUGCAUAAACUCCCAUUUGAAGAUAAGGGAGUAUUUGAAGACCCACAAACUCCACCAUUGAAUUCAACCCCCAAAAAAGGACAACGUGUCGGACACCGGAUACACAUUCAAACCGAAGUGUAAAUCCUACAUAGCUUAGGAGAAAAUUCUGCUUGAUUUGGUCUAUGGAUUGGUUCUUGACAUUCAGUUAGCUAGUUCUUGCACAGUUUCAGAAAGUAAACGGUACCUAAGGUUCCAUGUAUUUUAUAUGCACAACAUGCAAUUUCAACCAGUAGUUUCUCUUACAUAAGCAGGAUUGGAUAAAGUUGAGAAAUUCUAACUGUAGAAAAAAUUGGUUUUGUUGGUCCCUUUGAGUUAUUUUGAGUGACAGAGAAAUGUCAUCCCUGCUAUCAAACAUAGCAAUGGUAAGAGGUAGAGAAGAAGUUUAUGUAGCAGCAAUGCCUCUAAGGGCUAAAAAGGGACCACCCCAGUUGCUUAUGUCUGCUGCUUACUCCCUUAAUUUAUGGGAUUUGCAGCAUUACAUGGUCAUCAUCAAACCAUCCUCACAUCCUCUUCAUUCUCAGGUUCUGGUUUUUGAUUUUCAACCAAAAGAUCCUGAAGAUAUAUAUGUGGCACUAGCAGCCUUGUGUGGUAGAACAGUGCCAGGAGUUGUUCUUGAGAGGAAUUUAAAAAGGAUGCCGCAAAACAAAUGCUGGUUGGUUGGAUAUGCAGAAGCAAAUGCUGUGGAAAUAGCAAGUCAAUUCAACAAAAAAUGGGAAACAAGUUUGAGGAUUGGUCUUAAUGAUUGUCGCGAUUAUACCAAUGGUUUGGUCAUGCAACUCACCGGCAAAAAAGAUGUGCUGAAAAGUUUGAGAAACCAUGGUCGCUAGAGCAGAUGGGAGGGACUAAGGUUGGAUCCAGAACCAGAAGAUUGAGUUUUUUUUUAUCUUGUAGUUUCUUUUAAGAAUUAAAAUUAUAUGAAAUUUUGGUACAUCAGAGGAUGAUUGUAAACUAUACAUCUUGUAGUUAUAAUUUAUUUGGAUGAUUGUACAUAUGAUAUUUUAAGUGAUUGUCUAUGAUAAUCUAAAAUGUAUGAAUCUAUUACCAUAUUAUAGAUA